AUGGCUCCCCACUCAACCACCAUCGACACUGCCCACAUCAAAGCGACCGCUCAGAAAGAACUUCUCGACCUCCUUGUUGCCGUGAGUCCGGCAUCAUCAACCUUGGCCUUUAUGUGGAAUCUCGCUGACCGUCUGUUCAGGUACGUGGGAAGAAGACACUCAUCCUCGAUAAAUCGCUAAGCGGGCCCGUUGGCUUGUUUUGCAAACUUUCUGCUCUACAGGUACGUUGUCCCACCGCCCACGCCUGGGGCGGCCGAGUUAUUGAUAGCCGGACAGGAUCAUGGUAUCGACAAGAUAUUUUGGGUAGAGGAGAAUGUGGUUGCCGAUGUCACGCAGAAGAAUGUCGUAUUCCUCGUACGGUGCACAGUCAGAAAUGCCCUCGCUAUAGCUGGUACGUUACCGGGACCGCAUGAAGAAGUCUCAUUUCCUUUCUGCCCCGCCCCGCAUCACCUCCUGUGGGACAUAAAGUAGGCUGUGCAACGCGCUCUCACAUUGUACUGUCAGUCUUGCUCCCAAGAUUUAUUACGUCUUGAUAUAUUAGCAAUAUAUCGUUCCAGCCUGGACGCUACCACAUACGUUACGGGUGAGGAACGAUCGACUGACAAGCCCACAGCGCAUGUCAAGAGCAAUGCGAAGAUUCCUGGUCAACAAUUCGAAUAUAAUGUCCUGUUCGUUCCCCGGCGGACACUCGUUUGCGAGAAGAUCCUGGAGGAUGAAGGUGUUCUGGGGGACUUGACGAUCGGGGAGUUUCCGCUCCACUUUAUACCCUUGGAGCCGGAUCUCCUCUCCCUGGAGCUUGAAGAUGCUUUCGAAGAACUAUACCUCGUACGUCUCCUUUGAGCAUCUGCUGAGGCACCCCAUCUGACAGAUUUUCCCGAGGCACCACUAGCGCAAGGAUCACACAUCUAUCUUCUACUCUGCUCGCGCUCUUAUGAACAUACAACGUCGGUAUGGGCUUUUCCCGCGAAUAAUUGGCAAAGGGGACUGCGCAAGACGCCUCGCGGAUGCUCUGAUACGAAUGCGUGGCGAGGAAGAUGCUUCGGAUUCCAGUUCUAGCCCCUUUGCUUUGGCGCCAAGUAGUGUUCUUGGCGAAUUGAUUGUGGUGGAUAGGGAGUCUGAUUUUAUGACUCCUCUACUGACACAGCUAACCUACGAGGGUUUGAUUGAUGAGACAAUCGGGAUUCACAACUGUAAUUAUUCUGGGGGUUGGUGGUGUCACUGUGGUUAUGCUAACCAGGGUUCGGGAUACAGCCAAGAUAGAAGUAGACUCUUCGCUCGUUGGGGGCCCUCAGCAGUCAGGCGUUGCCACGGCGUCUUCUUCAUCUGCCAGCCCUGCUGCCGCCUCAUCGCAGCAAAAGAAAAGGCCGAUACCCCUCAACUCGGAAGAUAAGCUCUUUGAGAAUCUUAGAGAUACAAAUUUUGCGAUUGUGGGUAACUUAUUAAACAAAGUUGCUAGGAGGUUGAACGAUGAUUAUGAAGGAAGGCAUCAGGCGAAGACGGUUUCUGAAAUAAGAGAGUUUGUGGGCAAACUGGGGAGCUUGCAGCAGGAGCAUCAGUCUCUGAGGCUGCAUACAGGCCUAGCAGAGGAGAUUAUGAAACAUACCAGAUCAGAUAUCUUUAACAGGAUAUUGGAAGUUCAGCAGAGUAGGUCUUUCAACUCUCAUUCCCCCAUAUCUCACUGACGGUUCGAUAGAUCUCGCAGCAGGAGUAGACCCAUCCAGCCAACACGAUGCGAUAGAGGAACUAAUCGCACGCAACGCGCCUCUUGAAUCAGUCCUCCGCUUGCUCUGCAUUGAGUCCCUUGUUGGCCAGGGACUGAAACCCAAAGACCUGGAUAACUUCAAGCGAGAGAUUCUUCAAGGUUACGGCUACCAGCACGUCCUUACUCUUGCCGCCCUUGAAAAACUCCAGCUCCUCCAAUCUCGUACAUCAAUAACCUCCUCCACCUCAACCCGAACCAACUAUGCCACCCUACGAAAAUCUCUCAAGUUAAUAGUUGACGAAGUAAACGAGCAAAAUCCUGACGAUAUCGCAUAUGUCUACUCAGGAUAUGCUCCUCUCAGUGUCCGUCUCGUCCAGUGCGUUAUCCAGAAACCCCUCAUGACCCGUGGCCGACGGGGAGAAGACCCCUCAACACCUGCUGGGGCUGGUGCUACUGUGAAUUGGGCUGCUACUGGCUGGCGUGGAUUCGAAGACGUGCUUAAAAGUGUGAAGGGAAAGACCUUUGAUGAGUUACAAAGGGGCGAAGAGAAGGCUGUUCGGGCCAGGAACCUACUUAACGGGGCGAACGAGAAGAGAGUUACGGUUGUAUUCUUCGUAGGAGGGUGUACAUUUACGGAAAUUGCAGCGUUGAGAUUUGUCGGGCGGAGAGAGGAGGGGAAGAGGGAGAUUGUUAUUUGCACCACAGGUAUCAUUAACGGCGAUCGGAUGAUGAAGGCCGCUAUGGAGAAACAAUGAAGCAGUUUUGGGGCGGCAAUGGUGAUUUAUGGGGAAUUGGAUCUGCAUACAGUUGAACGACGGUUAAUGACAUAUUUUAGCGGAUGAAAUUUAAUAUCAUGAGUAUCUUGGCUGCGCAGCUCGUCCAUAAGUGGCGUUAGCAGCAGUGUUGCAAGGUGGAAAUCAGCUUUCAGGUGGAUUAGGAGCCCAGCGAUGCAGACUCCUCGGGAGGCUGCAGGAACCCUGCCUCCCUAUGGCAGAGGUUCUUAACGGAGCGUUGGGAGAUCAAAUGCAACCUUUUUUUUCCACAUAAUUGUGGAGUUGGGGUCUCGGAGAUAGAAGGCGUAUGCCCUAUUCAUUCGUGGAAUAUGGGGUGGGCGCAAGAGAACCCUCUGUACAUCUCUAAUAUCUAUGAUGGGUUACCGCGGUAUUGGCUCGAAGUUUAGUGGUUCCUUGAGGCAAUAGAAAGGUGGAGCUCACGGUUUGGCAGUGGCUAGAGAUUUUGGAUUGGGUUAUGAAACGGAACGACCCAUAUCGUGAUUUCCAUUCUGUCAGCUUUAGCGGCCCCCUGUUUGUCAGUUGUUGGUGGCAUCGGCCUUUCGCCGUGUUUCGGAGCCAUUUUAAAUUCAUUGCACUCCCUAACUCGGAUCGUUUCUUCCGCCCUGAUUUUUGGCAUUAGGUUAACCUUUCUCCCAUAAUGCCAUUUACCGCAUCUCUUUUAGUCUCCCGGUUGCUUCGUAGGCCUCCCAAUAUCUCUAAACAGAUCUGAAGUGUUUACGAUGUUAGUUGAUUCAAAUGUUUGUUGAAUCUAGUAC
Messenger RNA from Tuber aestivum (summer truffle), 3251 nucleotides. The record is from the annotation of a GenBank genome assembly. NCBI's taxonomy places the organism in Eukaryota, Fungi, Ascomycota, Pezizomycetes, Pezizales, Tuberaceae.